This is a messenger RNA of Mandrillus leucophaeus (drill), 1318 nucleotides long. RefSeq names its product TBC1 domain family, member 7 (gene TBC1D7). Bases 281 to 1162 code for a protein of 293 amino acids. Lineage: Eukaryota; Metazoa; Chordata; Mammalia; Primates; Cercopithecidae. The transcript is spliced from 8 exons. The record is from RefSeq and is a predicted model, not a curated record. Gene Ontology annotation, biological process: activation of GTPase activity; negative regulation of TOR signaling. Gene Ontology annotation, molecular function: GTPase activator activity.
GCAUGCGCCAGCCCGGUGCCCGCCCCUCGACCUGGAGUUGAUGUCACAUCCGGCGGCGGCGGCAGCGGUGCUGGUUUUCACCCGGGCCGUCGGGGCGGGCUCGCGUGUCCCAGGUGUCCCGCCGUCUCCCUCCUUCCCGCAGGACUCGCCCCUCCUGGCCCUGGGCCCCAACGGUGCCCGCCUGCCCGGCGGUCGGUCAGCGCACAGGGCACGGCUUCCUCUGCUUCUCCGGACCACUUAGUCUCAACCCGGGCGUGUUUCCACUUCUAGAGAAUGAAAUAUGACUGACGACUCUCAGAGAAACUUUCGUUCAGUAUAUUAUGAGAAAGUGGGGUUUCGUGGAGUUGAAGAAAAGAAAUCAUUAGAAAUUCUCCUAAAAGAUGACCGUCUGGAUACAGAGAAACUUUGUACUUUUAGUCAGAGGUUCCCUCUCCCGUCCAUGUACCGUGCAUUGGUAUGGAAGGUGCUUUUAGGAAUACUGCCUCCACACCAUGAGUCCCAUGCCAAGGUGAUGAUGUAUCGUAAGGAGCAGUACUCGGAUGUCCUUCAUGCCCUGAAAGUCGUUCGCUUUGUUAGUGAUGCCACACCUCAGGCUGAAGUCUAUCUCCGCAUGUAUCAGCUGGAGUCUGGGAAGUUACCUCGAAGUCCCUCUUUUCCACUGGAGCCAGAAGAUGAAGUAUUUCUUGCUAUAGCUAAAGCCAUGGAGGAAAUGGUGGAAGACAGCGUCGACUGUUACUGGAUCACCCGACGCUUUGUGAACCAAUUAAAUACCAAGUACCGGGAUUCUUUACCCCAGUUGCCAAAAGCAUUUGAACAAUACUUGAAUCUGGAAGAUGGCAGACUGCUGACUCAUCUGAAGAUGUGUUCCGCGGCGCCCAGACUUCCUUAUGAUCUCUGGUUCAAGAGGUGCUUUGCGGGAUGUUUGCCUGAAUCCAGUUUACAGAGGGUUUGGGAUAAAGUUGUGAGUGGAUCCUGUAAGAUCCUAGUUUUUGUAGCUGUCGAAAUUUUAUUAACCUUUAAAAUAAAAGUUAUGGCACUGAACAGUGCAGAGAAGAUAACAAAGUUUCUGGAAAAUAUUCCCCAGGACAGCUCAGACGCGAUCGUGAGCAAGGCCAUUGACUUGUGGCACAAACACUGUGGAACCCCGGUCCAUUCAAGCUGAACGCACCUGCUGGUUGUGGACCGUCUGCCAGGCCCACCCUGAGCAUUGUGUUCUUGGCAUGUGAUCUGGGAAACUGAUUGAAUAAUACACUUUUCUUGCUCUGGUGCUCACAGUGGUUUUUUUUUUUUUUCCCCCAAUAAAAUUAUUUAAUUGAAA